Molecule: messenger RNA, 1779 nt
Organism: Cyprinodon variegatus (sheepshead minnow)
Lineage: Eukaryota; Metazoa; Chordata; Actinopteri; Cyprinodontiformes; Cyprinodontidae
Gene: emg1
Product: EMG1 N1-specific pseudouridine methyltransferase
Exons: 5
Coding region: 16-726 (236 amino acids)
Biological process (GO): rRNA base methylation
Cellular component (GO): small-subunit processome; nucleolus
Molecular function (GO): rRNA (pseudouridine) methyltransferase activity; rRNA binding
Source: RefSeq, a predicted model, not a curated record
CAAGCAUCAUCAGGCAUGGACUCAGGGAGGAAGCGUGGUCUUGAACAUUUGGACGAGUAUGAACCAAAAGCAGCAAAAACAGGCAAAAUUAGCCUCCAUGAUCGGAUGGCUGAGAGGAGGCUCAUUGUUAUUCUGGAAGGAGCAUCGUUAGAGACUGUGAAGGUUGGAAAAACGUUUGAGUUGUUGAACUGCGACCAGCACAAAAACAUGAUCAUCAAAAGUGGAAGAGACCCGGGACACAUUAGGCCAGAUAUCACACAUCAGUGUCUGCUCAUGCUGAUGGACAGCCCGCUGAACAGAGCAGGCCUUUUGCAGGUUUAUAUCCACACAGAGAAAAACGCCUUAAUAGAGAUCAACCCACAGACCCGCAUCCCAAGAACGUUCAAUCGCUUCUGUGGCUUAAUGGUUCAGCUGCUGCACAAGCUGAGCGUCAGAGCCUCGGAUGGUCCUCAGAAACUGUUGAAGAUGAUUAAAAAUCCAGUGUCUGACCACCUGCCUCCUGGAUGCCCCCGCAUCGCCACCUCCUUCUCUGCCGGUGAGGCUGUUAAUGCUCGGACUGUGGUGCCAGAAGGCCCUGCGGCGGUGGUGAUCGGAGCAUUUGCACAUGGCUCGGUGAAAGUGGACUACACAGAGAAGAGUGUCUCCAUUAGUAACUACCCACUCUCUGCAGCGCUGACCUGUGCCAAAAUCUGCUCCGCCUUUGAGGAGGUGUGGGGUGUCCUGUGACACACAAAUCAUGAUGCCUGUAUUUAAAAGGCAUAUUUACAUUGGACUACAGCUACAUCCUGAGUGUUGCCAUAUGAACAACUACUAGUACCUGAAAACACCCAUUCCCAUUAUAAAUAUGAUUUUUUUUUUUUUGGUUUUCUCAAGAAAAGGAGAAGAUAAUUUGCCAUCGUAUGAACCCAAAAGUCAUUAACUCAUCAUAAUGGGAUUUUUUUGUGUCUUUUUUUCCGUUUAUAACGGGAAGGAUAAGUUUCCUUUUUCAAGUUGACAGUGGUUGUGAUCUAAAAACUUGUUUUUUACUCAACAUUUAGUUUAGUCCUGCUUUAUUGAGUUACUCACUAGUUAAGCGUUCUGUAGAGCUCUCAGGCACUACAUGAGUGCUGCUAAUAAAGUGUAAAAGAAUUGUUUAACAUUCUCCUUCAAUAAGUUGAUGUUUGGACUUUAUGAUUAUUUUUGUAUCUAAUAUCGUCAUUUUUUAAAAUUCCAUAAUAGGUCCUGCGAAGUUUAAAAAUAAAAAUAUAUUAUUCGGAAAUGGUGUUAUUAUUGAAGUUCCAUGUAGGAGAUAAAGUUCGUGGAUGAAAACAUUGUGUUUAACACAACUGAUGUAACAAAUAACAGUAAACAAUUGAAGAUUGCUGAAAUAACUUUAAUCCCAAUAUUUGUGCUUCUGUGAUCUUUUCCUGAUAUUCUGCUGCUUUUACAACCUUGAGCUCCUUUCAGGAAGCCUCAGUUUCUGUGGUUCUUUAUCCUGGGAAGAUGUGACCUGCUUUGGUUGACACCUCUGUCUCCUUUUAGCAUUAGCUGUUGGCUUUUGAGCUUGUUUGGUUCGGUUCAUUGAGGGCUGAGGUUUUUGAAGUUGUCCUCUGGUUUUCUGUAUUUCUUUGCUUUCUUUCUGAUUUCCUUUCAGAUUUUGGGAAAUUCAGUAUUGUAUUGAUAUAUAAGGAUUUCCUUCAACAACUUUGUGUAGAAAUGUUAUCUUUUAAGGAUUCAUAGAUGGUAGAUUACAAAGCCUAUGUGAUUUUGGAUUUAUAUAAUUUAUAUGCCAACAUAACA